Molecule: messenger RNA, 1575 nt
Organism: Ogataea polymorpha
Lineage: Eukaryota; Fungi; Ascomycota; Pichiomycetes; Pichiales; Pichiaceae
Exons: 1
Coding region: 1-1575 (524 amino acids)
Cellular component (GO): fungal-type vacuole lumen
Molecular function (GO): metallocarboxypeptidase activity
Source: RefSeq, a predicted model, not a curated record
AUGGUCGAACCUCAUAGACCCUCGACCUAUCUCGCCAACAGUCAGGUUAUAGACACCAUUUUACAUGACCUUGAGUUCCGCAACCAAUCUCUUAUCAAGCUGCAAAAAGCCAUUCGCAUAAAAACAGAAACCCACGACGAUGACCCGGCUACUGUAGAGGAUGACCCUGAAUACUGGUCAAAGUUUGAUAUUUUUGAAAGUUACCUAAGGUCGACUUUUCCUUUAUUCUAUCAGAACACGGAGCUUCAUAAGGUCAACUAUCAUGGUCUUGUCUACAUUUGGAGAGGUACAAACACGACCCUUAAGCCACUUCUUUUAAUGGGCCACCAAGACACCAGCCCAGUGCCGGAGUCGACCCUCCCCUUGUGGACUUAUCCACCUUUUGAGGCACAUUACAACGGCACGCAUCUUUUUGGCCGGGGAUCUUCAGAUUGCAAGAACCUGGUCAUUGGCUACUUUGAGGCUGCCGAAGAGCUUAUGAAAGUGGGUUUUAUUCCUCGUCGCACUGUCGUAUUUUCGUUUGGUUUCGACGAGGAAGUGAGUGGUGUGCGUAAUAGGAACGCCCAAUGGCUGGAACAGGAAUUUGGUUCUAAGUCUAUGUAUGCAAUUUGCGAUGAAGGAGGUGUUUCUUUAACCACACUCGACGGGACCACCAUGGCUGUUCCUGGAACAGGAGAGAAAGGCUUUCUGAAUCUGUGGAUUGACCUAAGCACCCCAGGUGGCCAUUCUUCUGUGCCUCCUGACCACACCUCAUUGGGAAUCAUGGCAGAUCUCAUGAUACAAAUUGAAAAUGACCCAUUUCCGUCUUACUUCACGCCACAGAACCCCACAUACUACCAAUAUGUUUGUCUAGCCGAAAAUUCUGCUACCAUUGACAAAGAGCUGAAGAAAAAUAUUCUCCAGAGCCAAACUAGUGCGUUGUCAAAUAAAAAGGUCAGAGAGUACCUCGAAUCAAGUCGGUGGCUGAAAUACUAUAUUAAGACAUCGCAAGCACUAGAUGUGAUUCAUGGAGGAGCAAAGUCUAAUGCGCUGCCGGAGUUCGUCCAGUUGACCAUCAAUUCGCGAGUUGCCAUUGAGGAAUCCAUCCACUCAGCACUAGAAAAGUAUCUCCGGAACGUUAAAAAUGUUGCUGAAAAGUACGGUCUUGGCCUGAGCUACCAGCUGAAAAACGAGCCAGUCGUUGAAAUAUUUCCUCAAACACCUCAAGGUGACUUUCUGGUUCACACUGACGAGUAUUUCGAUGUUGCUCCUUUGACUCCCGUAAACGACAACCAUUGGAAAAUAUUUGCCGGAAACAUUAAACACGUGUAUGAGGAGCUCGUUUGGCCAGACAAAUAUCAAGGCCCGAAUGCCCACAACCCUAUAAUUGUGUCUCCAGGUAUUGCUCCGGGAAACACAGAUACAAAAUACUACUGGAACCUUUCUGAUCACAUCUAUCGGUAUAGACCCGGAGAGUAUACUAGUGUCGAGACCUCUGCCCACGGGGUGAACGAAUGGAUCAAAUUCGACAGUCAUCUGCAGAUCAUAGUGUUCUACUUUCAGUACAUCCAGAGUGUAGAUGAGAUCGACGAUUGA